AUGCCUACUUAUUCGGUAAACGUGGUCAUGUUCGGGCGAAUUGUCCUGAAUGAACAUCCGCUGCUAAACGACGUCGCAAUGGUCGUUCUGCAUGAAUCUGAGAUCACAACGACAAAAACACCAAGCGGUGAACAGGAUGGUUUGACAAUUACUCCAAAGUUUCAGGAGGUCAUCCUAGUGCAGGACCAACGCUCAGAGAUCUCUGCGGAAACUGCUCCAACUGUAUAUAAUUCCUCGCACUUACAAUCCAAAUUUGCCAAUGCUGAGUCUUUUAGCCAAUCUACUCAAGAGGUUGAUCAGAAUUAUCUCAGCUCUACCUCUCGAUCGACCUCUCCUGCCUCGGCUACUGCAGAGGUUUACUCUGAUGCUGAAAUGGAUGAGGUCCACCAUUCUUCUGAGCAUUCAGAAAAAUCCGAUGAAGCAUCCUCUAGUGACUCAGAAAUGAAUGAAGUCCAAAAUGGUCCUAAAGUAACGGUUUUCAAGUCUCCUCCUUAG
This is a messenger RNA of Rhizopus microsporus ATCC 52813, 495 nucleotides long. RefSeq lists its product as uncharacterized. The transcript is spliced from 3 exons. NCBI's taxonomy places the organism in Eukaryota, Fungi, Mucoromycota, Mucoromycetes, Mucorales, Rhizopodaceae. The coding region runs from base 1 to 495 and encodes 164 amino acids. The record is from RefSeq and is a predicted model, not a curated record.